Molecule: messenger RNA, 2173 nt
Organism: Pygocentrus nattereri (red-bellied piranha)
Lineage: Eukaryota; Metazoa; Chordata; Actinopteri; Characiformes; Serrasalmidae
Product: core histone macro-H2A.2
Exons: 10
Coding region: 615-1721 (368 amino acids)
Biological process (GO): nucleosome assembly
Cellular component (GO): nucleosome
Molecular function (GO): protein heterodimerization activity; structural constituent of chromatin; DNA binding
Source: RefSeq, a predicted model, not a curated record
UUUUUUAAGGAUGCACGAUGCCUUUAAGCGUUGCUUGGUGUGCGGGGUCGCUGCGGUGUGAAAUGCUCGUAAAUGCCCGUUUCUCACUCGCUGGCGCCUCAGAGCCACAAGCCUCCAUUCGCUUGUUGUUCCCUCAAAUACAUAAUGUUUGAAAUUUCGAGGAUCAGCGCUGAUCGUGUUACGUCAAAUGCAGAAAUAACGGUUAAGCGUCGUGGUUUGUCGGUUGCAGACGCCUGUGCUUCGCCGGGUGUUGUGAGCAGCGUGAAAUUUGAAUUACGGCUCGGCCGACAUGCCUGAGAGCUGACAGCGAAAGCAGUGGAAGACCAGCGCCAGUCCUGUUAUAUGAGGCAUUUAUGCACAAAGAUGAAUGUCAUGUAGAGAGAGAUCAGCUCCUAACGUGCAUGUCUUUUUUAAUUUCUCGUUUUUUUAUUCUUUCUCAUUUAAAACCAUCGUGGCGUUAGGGGCAGCGAUAGUGCAGGAAUACAUCACGGUACUUCAAGACACGAUAUGCAGCACGAUACUUGGACAGACAACAAAAAGAAGCAAUAAUGUCAUGUUAAAUAAGUAAUUCAUCCAGUCACACUGUGAGCCAAGAGAAGUGCGUCUGAAGCAGCAUGUCGGCCAGAGGAGGGAAGAAGAAGACCACCAAACUGUCCCGCUCAGCUCGGGCAGGGGUCAUUUUUCCAGUCGGGAGAAUGAAAAGGUACUUGCGGACUGGCACCCAUAAGUACCGCAUUGGCAUGGGCGCUCCUGUAUACAUGGCAGCUGUAAUCGAAUACCUGGCAGCUGAAAUUUUGGAGUUGGCUGGUAAUGCAGCACGAGACAACAAGAAAGGCAGAAUUACUCCUCGGCACAUCAAACUAGCAGUGGCUAAUGAUGAGGAACUCAACCAGCUGCUCAGAGGGGUGACCAUUUCAAAUGGUGGUGUCCUGCCUCGUAUUCAUCCUGAGCUGCUCUCUAAGAAGAGAGGAGGGAGGGUGAAGGUUGACACACAGGUCUCAGUCCCAGAGAAGACAGAGAAACAGGUCAAGAGCAACAAGAGAUCUGGCAAAAAGGGCAGAGGAAAACCGGGCCGCAAACCCAGGAAGAAUACAGAGAACGACAAAGAGGCAGCCAACUCGACAGUGGACGAUGGACCAGGAGAGGGAUUUACUGUUCUCUCAGCAAAGAGUUUGUUCCUCGGACAAAAGUUGUCUCUUGCAGAGAGUGAACUCAGCAAAAUUGGAUCCAUCAAAGUGGAGGGAAUUAUUAAUCCCACAAAUGCAGACAUUGAUCUGAAAGAUGGAGUUGGUAAUGCCCUGGAGAAAGCUGGGGGAAAGGAUUUCCUGGAUGCUGUGAAAGAACUAAGGAAAACACAAGGCCCUUUGGAUGUUGCGUCAGUCGCAGUUAGCCAGGCCAGUGGGAUGGCAGCACGUUUCAUCAUCCACUGCAACAUCCCGCAGUGGGGCUCAGAGAGGUGUGAGGAUCAGCUGGAGAAGACAGUGAAGAACUGCCUCUCUGCUGCAGAAGAGAAGAAGCUUAAAUCCGUGGCCUUCCCAUCUCUGCCAAGUGGAAGAAAUGGUUUCCCAAAGCAAACUGCAGCCCAAGUGAUACUGAAGGCCAUUUCAAACCAUUUUGUUUCCGCAACCACCUCCUCAUUGAAGAACAUUUACUUUGUGCUGUUUGACAGUGAGACUAUUGGGAUAUAUCUGCAGGAAAUGGCCAAGAUGGAUAGCAAGUGAUGACCAUCCAGCAGUUGUGUUUGCAAGUUUCAUAGUCUGGAUGCUAGACUGUCAGUUUUUAUCAGAUAAAUUAUCUGUACCAAAUCAUAAAAAUAAACUAAACUGAUGGGCAUUAGCAUCCAGGCUAUCAGCAGCAGUUGGUUUUCUUGUGGGUAUAAUUGGACUGAAGGUACUGUAGGUAUAGUCAGAAAAGAAAGUGUAUAAACAAGGGUGUUUGUGAGUGAAGUACUGUACGCGUUUAUGUUACACUGUUCUUUAUGACACUCAUUUAAAGUAGAAAUUAAUUUUUGCUGUUUGUUUUUAGACUGAUCUUGUUUUUACAUUCCAUGUUGUACAACUUUUGACCAUUGUUUUUAGCUAGAUUUCCUGUGUAGUUUCUGAUACAGUUAGUUUACUAAGAAAAAAGUGUUUCUCAUUCUGAUUUGAAAUAAAACCAGAUGUUUUACACCGUA